UGGCUGGAACUCAGUUUUGGGAUGAGAAAAUGAGUAAUGAGCUGGCUGAAGGACGAUUGAGUGGCUCUACCUUUGACAGGUACUGCAUGGUGCUUUUUGCUGGUAUUGCUGCUGAAGCUCUGGUUUAUGUUGAGGCUGAGGGUGGAGAGAAUGAUGAAAAUGUCCUCCUGCAACUGCCAUUGUCUGUAGCUCAGUAAAUCUGCAACUAUCUAUUUUCAUGCCUUCACCCCAUUAAUAGGUACUAAUUAUUCUCACCUAGAGAGAGAAAAGAUGCUAAUUACUGGUUUUCAUUACCUUGAGAAGAUUUCAAAUCAAGCUAGGUGGUCUGUUCUACAGUCUUUCAACGUGCUUAAAUGGCACAGGCAUGCUCAUCGAGCUGCUGUCAGAGCUUUGGAAAGUGGUGGUAGACUUAAUAUUGUAAUUAGAAGGAUUGAGCAAGCCAUGUCUUCUGGCAGAUGAUGUGCAGAAGUACAUAAAUAUGCUGGUUUCUGUGGUCCAAUGGAGUUCAAGAGUUAAAUGUUCUAUAUGCACCUCUAGGAAGGCUUAGAUAACCAUCGUCUGUUCUUGUAUGGCUGGGCAUGGUGAACUGAGGCAUGGAAGUUCUGAAGCGUUACUCUGAUUAUUGUUCUCUACUCUUUUCCGUACUAAAUACUAAUUGCAUAUGUCAUCAGUUAUGAGAAAGAUUUUCCUCAAAUGAUAGGUUUCUUAGAAGGAGAAUGAAUGACUCAACUUUUUUGAAGUUCCCAAGAUAUGUCCUAACACUAACAGGCCACAGUGGGCGGAGGGCACAUCGAGGAAGUAACAAAUUUCGGUAUCCAGCUGACCAUUUUUGACAUACGUAGUCUAAAGAAAUGGUUUCUCUUGGUAUCUUUCCUGCAUUUAGACCACAAAUGUGAGUGAAGUUUCUCGUGUUCUCAUCUUUUUGUAACCAUUUUAGGAUCAGAGUGCUAUUUUUUCCAACGCUGUUUUGGUUGGAUGAAUGUUAGGUUUUGAGCCAUGGCCCCUUGAUUGUACCCCUAACUAAUUUGAUUCUGGGUUAAGCUUUUGUCCUAAUCAAGCUGCCACCAUAUUCUCUUAGAACAAAAGACUACAACGCUUUGUACAUGCGCUUUAUUUGUAAAAGUUGUCAUUUUUGGCUAAAUUUGUAUAUGUUGUCAUUGUUUUCCAAUAAAUGAUAGUUGGUGGG
Messenger RNA from Rubroshorea leprosula, 1186 nucleotides. The record is from the annotation of a GenBank genome assembly. NCBI's taxonomy places the organism in Eukaryota, Viridiplantae, Streptophyta, Magnoliopsida, Malvales, Dipterocarpaceae.